UCAAAAGCAGGCAGUCUUGAAUAAACUAAAUCCCUAAAAACGAGUAAACAUACAGCUAAUCGUCUCCAUAUAUUCCGAUUUCCGAUCAAAAUUCCUUAAUUACAGCGAUAACCCAUUUCUCAAAUUCAUCACUUUCUUCAGAUUCUCCAAAAAUUUCUCAAAAAUUCAUCAAAAAAUCAUCUGGGUUCAACUGAUUUUGUGUUUUAGUUGAUUUUGAGUUGAAAACAAAAAAAGAUGAACCCUUCAUCUUCAACUACUGGGGGUGCUGGAUCUGAUGAUAACACUUCAAUUAGAAGAAAUUCAAACCGACCCAAGUAUUCAAGAUUCACUCAACAGGAACUUCCAGCUUGCAAACCGAUUCUAACUCCAAAAUGGGUGAUUUCUGUAUUUUUACUUGUUGGUAUUGUGUUUAUCCCAAUUGGGGUUGUUUCACUUUUAGCAUCUAGAGAUGUUGUUGAAAUUGUUGAUCGUUAUGAUUCUGUAUGUGUGCCACUGAAUUCGACAGAUGAUAAAAUUGGGUUUAUAACUAAUUCUAGCAUAGAUAAAACAUGUGUUAGGACUUUGACUGUGCCUAAGAGAAUGAAGCAGCCUAUUUAUGUUUAUUAUCAGCUUGAGAAUUAUUAUCAGAAUCAUCGUAGGUAUGUUAAAAGUCGAAGCGAUCAGCAGUUGAAAAGUGCUAGUAAAAGGGAUGAUACUGGUUCUUGUGACCCGGAAGAUCGUGUUAAUGGUCAACCAAUUGUGCCUUGUGGGUUGAUUGCUUGGAGUUUGUUUAAUGAUACUUACAAUUUUACUGUUAAUAAUAAUCAGCUGUUGAAUGUGAACAAAAAUGGUAUAGCUUGGAAGAGUGAUAGGGAUCAUAAGUUUGGAAAAGAUGUUUUUCCAUUAAACUUUCAGACUGGGCCGCUAAUUGGGGGUGGGCAGCUUAAGAAUGAAUCGUUGGACAAGCAAGAAGAUCUAAUUGUUUGGAUGAGAACUGCUGCACUUCCGACGUUUAGGAAGUUGUAUGGGAAGAUAGAGGUGGAUCUGGAGGCGGGUGAUACAAUAAACGUGACGUUACUGAACAAUUACAAUACUUAUAGUUUCGAUGGAAAGAAGAAGCUUGUGCUUUCUACAACUAGCUGGAUUGGUGGAAAGAAUGAUUUUCUUGGUAUUGCUUAUCUUACUGUAGGUGGAUUGUGUUUCUUUUUGGCUAUGGCUUUCACUGUCGUAUAUCUAGUUAAGCCAAGGCAGCUUGGAGAUCCAACAUAUUUGUCAUGGAACCGGAACCCAGGAGGUAACUAGCAUGCACGUGAAGUCUGUUGGCUCGAGCGUUUUACCAUCUAAGGUUGAUGUUGACAAAGCUUGUGUCUUGUAGCAGCUAUCUGUCUACAGGUUCUUUUUUUUGAAAUGUUCUGCAUAUACUUUUAAACUCAUUUGCUAGGAAACAAUGAUAUGUAAUGAAGUAUUUUCCCUUUGAUAAGUGUUUAUUCAAAAUUAUGUAUGUACAAUCGAAGUAAUUGCUUAAAAGACUUGAAUGAUGCCAGUAGAUUAUAAAUGUGAUAUUGCAAAGCAUUUAUGAUAUGUAUAGUUUCGAUGGAAAGAAGAACCUUGUGCUUUCUACAACUAGCUGGAUUGGUGGAAAGAAUGAUUUUCUUGGUAUUGCUUAUCUUACUGUAGGUGGAUUGUGUUUCUUUUUGGCUAUGGCUUUCACUGUCGUAUAUCUAGUUAAGCCAAGGCAGCUUGGAGAUCCAACAUAUUUGUCAUGGAACCGGAACCCAGGAGGUAACUAGCAUGCACGUGAAGUCUGUUGGCUCGAGCGUUUUACCAUCUAAGGUUGAUGUUGACAAAGCUUGUGUCUUGUAGCAGCUAUCUGUCUACAGGUUCUUUUUUUUGAAAUGUUCUGCAUAUACUUUUAAACUCAUUUGCUAGGAAACAAUGAUAUGUAAUGAAGUAUUUUCCCUUUGAUAAGUGUUUAUUCAAAAUUAUGUAUGUACAAUCGAAGUAAUUGCUUAAAAGACUUGAAUGAUGCCAGUAGAUUAUAAAUGUGAUAUUGCAAAGCAUUUAUGA
Messenger RNA from Solanum tuberosum (potato), 2046 nucleotides. RefSeq names its product ALA-interacting subunit 1-like. Lineage: Eukaryota; Viridiplantae; Streptophyta; Magnoliopsida; Solanales; Solanaceae. The record is from RefSeq and is a predicted model, not a curated record. The transcript has a single exon. Bases 235 to 1281 code for a protein of 348 amino acids. Gene Ontology annotation, cellular component: endoplasmic reticulum; Golgi apparatus; plasma membrane.